Messenger RNA from Drosophila hydei, 3163 nucleotides. RefSeq names its product PHD finger protein 14. The transcript has 2 exons. Gene Ontology annotation, biological process: regulation of transcription by RNA polymerase II. The record is from RefSeq and is a predicted model, not a curated record. The coding region runs from base 70 to 3015 and encodes 981 amino acids. Lineage: Eukaryota; Metazoa; Arthropoda; Insecta; Diptera; Drosophilidae.
UACCAGCUCUAUUACAUUGCACGAUUUUUCUUGCAUUUUGCGACAAAAAUCACAAAACAUUUUCUUUCAAUGGCGCCGUUUAAACGGGUACGCCAGCCAAAAAUAACAACACAAGCGUUGCUCGACUUUGAUUUGGGUGAAAGCUCAUCGGAUAGUGAUUUUUUGCCCGACAUAGACAAUUGUUCGGAUGGAUCAAAGGACGAAAGCGACGGCGAUGGCGACAGCAGCGACGCCAGCAGCAGCAGCGAUAACAGCGACAGCGAUGCAGACGGCAAUUCUGGCGAUGACAGCGAUGAUUCUACGCUGCAGUUGCGCCAGCUGCUAGCUGAGAGCAACAACAAUGCUCAGGAGGAGGCAACAACGCAAGCUGCAGCUGCAGCUGCUACACCCGCUCAGCUCGCCUUAGUACCGGUGCCUCGUAUAAAUGGCUUCAAUUUGGAGCCACUGGCGCCGCCAAAGCGUAUGUGCUGUGUGUGUCUGGGCGAGCGUAGUGAUGAUGUCAACGAGAUAGUCGAAUGUGAUUCUUGUGGCGUCUCUGUCCAUGAGGGCUGUUACGGCGUUAGCGACAAUGUGAGCAUAUCUAGUACGAAUUCCACCUGCUCCACCGAGCCUUGGUUCUGUGAGGCUUGUCGCGCCGGUGUCACGGAGCCAGAUUGUGAGCUCUGCCCCAACAAGGGCGGCAUAUACAAGGAAACAGAUGUGGGAAAAUGGGUGCAUUUAAUAUGUGCUUUAUAUGUGCCGGGCGUGGCUUUUGGUGAGGUGGAACAACUCAGCUCGGUGACACUGUUUGAGAUGCAGUAUAGCAAAUGGGGCGCGAAGCUGUGCUCACUGUGCGACAAUGCGCUCUUUGCACGCACCGGCGUCUGUAUUGGCUGCGAUGCGGGCAUGUGCAAAACCUAUUUCCAUGUCACGUGCGCACAGGUCGCUGGUUAUCUUAUCGAGGCGCAUCAUGAGGACGACGCAGCAGAUCCAUUUUAUGCUCACUGUAAGGUGCACUCGGAGAAGGAGAUGAUCAAGAAACGUCGACGCAAUUAUCACACACUGCGCUUAAAUAUGCUGCAGCAGGCCAAGCAGCGAGCUUUGAUCGAAGCUAAUCAACAGUUGAUUGAUGCUAAUCCAAAUCCGGCACAGGCGCGCAUACAACGCAAGCUACUCAAGAUACAACACAAAUAUGCUCAGCACAAGCAAAUGAAGCCAACGCCGUGGGUUCCCACGCAAAAGAUGUCACGUCUGCUAACCAGUUCCGCUUCGGCCUGUCGUCGUCUGCUGGCCAAGGCAGAGUUCAUGGCCGUGGAUGUGCAGCACUUGGAACAGCGAGAGGCGCAUAUACAAGCGCUCCAGGACAUACGCAAAAAGUGGCAUAUAGCUCCAGCUUUUAGUGUUGAAUUCACUGCUUACUAUAUGGAUCGUAUUGUGCGUAUGUCGGAGUUCAAGCAACAGCAACAGCAGCUCGUACAGCACAACUCUGCGUUAAGUCAGGCGCAGGAUGUGCUGCGCGCCAAGUAUGAUAAUGCACUGGAGGAGCGAAAGCAGGUGAAGGCUACGCGUGAUGCUUUGGUUGCUUCCAUCAAAUCGCUACACAAUAGCUUGACGCAACUUUGUCCUUCUUUGAGUUUGCCACUUGUAGAGCUAAUCGCACGCCCGUUGCCGGAGCAAGUGCCCAAAGUAGCGACUCCUCCACAGCGACCCAUUUCAGUGCCCACAGCGGCAGCUCUAAAAAUGGGCGUUGGUUUUCCACUCGCCCAUUUGGGAAAUAAGCUGGACAACUCCCGCAUGCUGAGUACCCAACAAUCGCAGAUCAAUUCCACUAAGGCAUCCACCAUAGCACCAGCUGUUAGUUGCGGCAUCUGUAAGCGUAAUAAUGAUCAGCAUUUGCUUGUGAAGUGCGACACUUGCAAUCUGCACUAUCAUUUGGGCUGCUUGAAUCCACCGCUAACGCGUCCGCCGAAGAAAUCAAAACAGUAUGGCUGGCAGUGCUCCGAAUGUUGUGACAAAUCGGAUGUAUCCGAUGCGGUUACCGAAAUCUCACCAGGUCCUCGAAAAUCACGCACGCGCUUCAACAAAGACGGGCAUUUGGUUUAUGUGGAUCGAUACUCACUAGAUGAUAUGCCCAAAGAGGUGCAUCAGCAUCAAAAGCGUGCACUUAACAAAACGAUGCCUGCUGCCAUUGAAGCUGGCGAGGAUUUGAGCAAGUCGCCAAAGCGCGCCAAGAUGCAGUCGCCAAGGAAGACCCCCGUCAAUGUUCAAACAGUCGCCCAUAUAGACCUAACAAUUCCACAAGCUGCAGGCAUCUCUCAUUUGUCUGGCUGUGAGGAUUCCAUUGACGAUUCCAUUAGCAAACAAUCUUCGCGAAAGGGCAAGCGCAAGGAUAAGCAUAAAAACAAGCACAAUUUGUCAUCGGAUACCGAGAAAUCUUUCACAAAGGAGCACAAGCGUAAGCGUAAAAAGCGUGCGCAUGCGGAUGAGAGUACGCCAGAUAAUGCCAACUCCGGGCGACCUAUUAAAAUCAUAUUUAAAACGCUGCGCUUGCCUGGCGAAGAUGCGCCAGAGUCGCGCAGCUUCUAUGUGCCCGCCAAUGCAGUGCGUUCUGUGGACGAGGCAUCGCGUCCCACCUCCGUGGAAACAGUUGAGGAUGUCAUUCAACCAGAGCAACCAGCUGCGCCUCUCGUAGUGGUGUCCACCGUUAUUGCACCACAAAAAGUCGUUAAGGAGUCGAAGCUGACACCAGAGACUCCCUCACCACAGCGCAAGGUCAGUCCUCGGAAGUCGACCCCGCGCAAGCAGCGGGUGGGCAGACCACGCGUAUCUACUCCCAAGGCCAAUGUUGAGAUCAACUGCUGCAUCUGCACGCAAGCAGCUAAAGCCAAUCAGGUUGUGACUUGUGAUGAAUGCCAUAAACAUUACCAUUUCGCCUGCCUCGAUCCGCCACUGAAGAAAUCACCGAAAAUACGCGGAUACUCCUGGCACUGUGCCGACUGUGAUCCCACGGACGAGGAAGCACUGCCCAAAAAAUAGUUUUAUUCUCUCUUAACUAAUUCACUUUUAAGCAUACGACAUAAUAUAAUAUAACUAAUUAUAAGCUCUCUUUUACCCGAUGCACAAGUAUUUUAAAAUGUUUUCAACUUAUCUAUAGGCUUUGUCUCAUGGCUACGAAGCGUUUAUU